This is a messenger RNA of Diversispora eburnea, 307 nucleotides long. Lineage: Eukaryota; Fungi; Glomeromycota; Glomeromycetes; Diversisporales; Diversisporaceae. The record is from the annotation of a GenBank genome assembly.
AUGUCUACGUCUGUGGGCUCGCGUGACUAUCCUACAAUAAGCCCUAAAUUCUUUAGAGGAGAAUGCCCACGACUUUCAAUGACUGAAUUAUAUUGGCUCAUUGAAAUUUGGUACAAGAAGGCAACGAACGAUAUGGAUCGUCUUUAUGCCAACAAUAUUCACACAUGGAUCGCGCUGGACAAACCAUCUUUCCAAGAUCUUCUUCAACAUGAGCCUCGAGCUUUCGGGUGGAGAGAAGUAGAGUUUUAUGAUAAUUCUAUGGAUUCUAAAGUUGUUCAUACUACUUUUGAGACUAGUGAAGACAAAU